AUGUUACGGCACUUUACUGGUGAAAGAGAGCUAAUUAGGCCAGCUAUCACAAGAUUUGCAACUACUUUUCUCACCCUUCAACGUAUGCAUAAGCACAAGGUGAAUUUAAGAAAGAUAUUUACCUCAGAGGAAUGGAUCAAAAUUCAUGUGCUUAGAUUAGUUGAUGGUGAGAAAAUGCCUACAAUGGGAUAUAUUUAUGAGGCGAUGGAUAAGGCUAAAGAAGCAAUUGCAAAGUCAUUUGAUGAAAAUGAAGAAAAAUACAAGACAAUUUUUGAGAUUAUUGAUAAACGAUGGGAAAGUCAACUCCAUCGACCUUUGCAUGCAGCUGGAUAUUAUUUGAAUCCUGAAUUUUUUUAUUCAAAUGAGAAAAUUAAUGAAGAUGUUGAGGUUGUUACCGAUUUAUACCAAGUUGAAGCAAGGGUGAUUCCAAGCAAAGAAGAGCAAGACAAAAUAAUGGCACAAUUACCUUUUUAUCAAAAUGCUGAAGGCAUAUUUGGGAUGGAUAUGGCAAUUAGGAAUCAAAAGAAAGUAUCUCCAGCUACAAGGUGGCUAACUCAUGGAGCAACAACUCCAAAUUUGAGAAAUUUUGCUGUCAAAGUGUUUAGCCUCACUUUUAGUGCAUCUGGUUGUGAGCGUAAUUGGAGCACUAAAAAAAGAAAUAGACUAGCUCAAAAUCGCUUGAAUGAUUUGGUUUUUGUCAAGUACAAUCGGUCAUUAAAGCGUAGAUAUGAUGCACGUGACUGCAUUGACCCCAUCUCAUUGAAAGACAUUGAUGAUAGUAAUGAAUGGUUGAUGGGUCAAAUGGAGGAAGAGAUGGAUAGAGAUGAACUUGUUUUUGAAGAUGAUGAUUUGACAUGGAAUGUGCAAAAAAGAAAAGCUUCAUCCCCUCGCACUUCUUCACUUCUUAAAGACGAGGAAGAAAAUGAUGGUGAUGAAGAAAAUGAUGGUGAUGAAGAUGUUGAUUUGGAAGAUGAGUAUGAGGAGCAUAAUGAAGAUGAUGAAGAAGAUGAAGAGGAUUUUGAUAUUUCUAUUGAUAUGGAUUGA
Molecule: messenger RNA, 1044 nt
Organism: Hevea brasiliensis (rubber tree)
Lineage: Eukaryota; Viridiplantae; Streptophyta; Magnoliopsida; Malpighiales; Euphorbiaceae
Exons: 5
Coding region: 1-1044 (347 amino acids)
Molecular function (GO): protein dimerization activity
Source: RefSeq, a predicted model, not a curated record